Messenger RNA from Centruroides sculpturatus (bark scorpion), 2248 nucleotides. RefSeq lists its product as uncharacterized. The transcript is spliced from 3 exons. The record is from RefSeq and is a predicted model, not a curated record. Lineage: Eukaryota; Metazoa; Arthropoda; Arachnida; Scorpiones; Buthidae. The coding region runs from base 1345 to 1860 and encodes 171 amino acids.
CAGUACAGUGCGUGUGAUGCCAUCUCUCGAAUUACUUUUAAAUUUUUCAAUAAUCUAGUGUAAUGAAUCCAAAAAUACACUAAAUUUUCGGAAAAUUUCAAUAUCAUUUGUGUACUUUAUACAUUACAAAGAUUAAAUUCUUGUAAAUCAAUAAAACUUGAGGUUUACGCUUAGUUAAUAAUUGUUUAGGGAUUAAAAUGUUUAAACUGAAUAAGGAAACACUGCAAAGUAUUUUAAUUGCAGUAUAUGUAGUAUAAUAUGAAUAAAUCAUUGAAAAGUCUCCAAAAUGUUUAAUAUAAUAAUAAUAAUAAUAAUUAAAAAUCUUUUAUUUUCGAAACGUGUAGUAGUAGUAGUAGUACUUAGUCACGUUGGAAAAAAUCGAUAAUUCAGUAAAGUGUUAGUGAGGAAUCACUUAGACAGGUGAGUGUAGAAUCCAUUCGUAAACCGUAUAUUAAUCUUUCCGCUUAACUGAUGACAUUACAUGAAUAUUAAUCGGAUCAACUCUAUAAUUUUAUUACUUUUCAUAUAUUAUCGUCUCAAUCUUAUCUCUUAACUUAUCUCACGUUUAAGAGCUACGAUUAAAAAUAAUAUUUUAAGUUACUUUACUAAUAUUUCUCAACGUAAAUUAAAGUAAUAAUUUUCCGUAAAAAAAUGAUGCCUGCUUAGACAAUUAAGUUGUUAACUUAUAAAUAUUUUUAGGAAGUUAUUUUAAAAUUAAUAUUCAAAUGUUGACCUACCAAAAUUGUCCUUUAAAUCAUUUCUUUGCACGCACUUUCUAAUGUAUUUUGAAUUAUUCAUUUCCCCCCUUCGUGGAAGCGCAUAUCGUAAAUAAUUUAGAAAUUUAUACGAAUAAAUUUUCAAAUAUUUAUCAUAAAAUGUCCCGUAUUUUGAUUUCCUUUAAGUUUAUUUUUAUCUUAAAUGAGCCUCAAUACAGUUUAACAUUAACGAGUCAUAAAUAGUUCAAACUUUAUAUCAACACGAAAAUAUUAAUUAAUUGUAGUUACAGCGAAUAGUGUUACUUUAAUUUGAACGAUCGACACAUUUUAUAAGUAUACAAAGAGCGCAAGUUGCAUAGAAAAUUUGAAUAAUAGCCGAACUUUAUAAUAAUUAUACCUAUUAAAUUAGACACGCUGCGGUUAAUAUGGAUCCAGUAACAUUCUUAGUUUAGUUACCAAAGCAGAAAAUGAUCAUUAAAUGUUUCUCGCUAAAAUCCCUCCCUCGCUAUAAAACGAUUUUCAGUCGAAUUAAUCGAGCCAUUAAUUUUGUUAUAUAUAUAUUAAGUUAUAAACUUUGCGGAAUUUUCUAGUUAUUUAACUGAAAAAUACAAAGUGAAAGAUUUGGCUCAUGUCUGAGUGGAAGAAGUACCCGAUAGUGUAUAAAGAUUUUAGCACUUUAAAUAUCAUUUCGGAAGAGCAAUUACAAUUGAUUUUGGAUAGUGUACCUCAACAAGAGCUUAGAAGCGAAGAAUGGGAAGAAACGGAGCUAAAUCAGAGUAAUGAAUACCCAUUUGAAGAUCCUACACCGUCUGUUCUUCGUUAUAUCAACUUGGAGAAACUAUACUGGAGAGAUACAGAUUGGAGGAUGAUAACUGACGAAAGACCUUCGACAGAGAAGGACGAAAGAUUUUUUAGCAGACUCGUCGAAUUGGAAAAAUUUCGGCUUUUUACAAAAGCUGUAGAAAUGAGAAGGAAGAAAAAGAUGGAAGACGAGUUAGAAGAAGGUGUUUUACAAAUUUCGGAGGUUUCUUAUAGGAGUUAUAGUAGGGAGUGUCUCGAGGACGAAGAGGUGGAUCAAUAUGAUGACGUAGAAGAUCAGAUUGAUGAUGGUCAACAUCUACAACCGAAAAAUAAAUCAAAAUGAUUUUUCUAAGAUGAGUUUUUAUUAAUAAAUUAUUAUACUUGAAAAUUAAGUAAAUCAAUUUUUAAUCAAAACUUUUAAUAUUUACUUAAAGGGUCCUAAAUUUUUUUAAAAUUUACAAACUAUAACGUAGUUUCUUAAUAUUUUAUUAGCUUGUGAUUCUCUUAAAGAGAGAAAAUAACGUUUCUUUGGGACCUCCUGGUUGAUAAGUAAUACCGUACAUAACGAACGAUUCAACAUAUCAAAAAUUUGAGAAAUUCUAAUUACAUUUUAUUUAAAAAGUUUUAUACAAAUUCGUUUAAAAUCACAAUGUAACUGGAACAAUUGUUCUGGUCUCCUUCAAUUAAUAAAAAUAACAUUUGGAUAAAAUAAUUGACACAUUAAAUUGCUA